CCCCUGGGGGAUGGGGCCUCGGGCGACCUGACUUUUCCUCACAGGUGGUCUUUGAGUCUACAGAGUCUGCCAGCGGAUGGUUGGCUUUAUUCCAUUGUGCGUGACCGGAGAGGGCGCGGCCCCUCUGCACCGGGCUGGCGGCUGGAGGCUCAGGCCGCGCGCGGGCUAAAGCAGGGCAUGCCGGGAGUUGUGGUCCCGGCGCCCUGAGGCUGUGGGACGUGUCGCAGCCCGGCGCCGGCUCCUCCUUCCCUGCCCUUCUCAGCGGUCCCCCGCCUCCUCCCUCCGCCUCCUCCUCCCUCGCCUGCAGCCGAGCGUCCCCUCCCCCAACCCGUCGGGCUCCUCGGCGGCUACUGCAGAGGAUUCAGAGCCGAGUCGCUGAGGAGGAGGAGGCUCUGGUCCCCGCGCGCCAUCCUUCACCCUACUGGACACGGGCGAGGGAGCGAGAGCGUCGCCGCCGUAGCCUCCCGAGAAGACAAGGGCAUCGCCGCCUUAGCCGCCGCCGCCGUUUUCGCCUGCAGCUGCUCACCGGAUCCUCAGUCUUCCACAAUGAACCCUGUUUAUAGCCCCGUGCAGCCUGGGGCUCCUUAUGGCAACCCUAAGAACAUGGCCUACACGGGUUACCCCACAGCCUAUCCAGCAGCUGCCCCUGCCUACAAUCCCAGCCUGUACCCCACCAAUAGUCCCAGUUAUGCACCAGCAACUCUGCUGAUGAAACAGGCCUGGCCACAGAACUCGUCUUCCUGUGGCACUGAAGGCACCUUCCACCUCCCAGUGGACACCGGGACCGAGAACCGAACUUACCAAGCAUCCUCCGCGGCUUUCAGAUAUACUGCGGGGACACCAUACAAGGUCCCACCGACCCAGAGUAAUACUGCUCCGCCCCCCUACUCCCCAUCACCCAACCCCUAUCAGACGGCCAUGUAUCCCAUCAGAAGUGCCUAUCCCCAGCAGAAUCUGUAUGCCCAGGGAGCCUACUACACACAGCCGGUGUAUGCUGCCCAGCCUCAUGUCAUCCACCACACCACGGUCGUCCAGCCCAACAGCAUCCCCUCUGCUAUCUACCCGGCACCUGUUGCCGCCCCCAGGACCAACGGCGUGGCCAUGGGCAUGGUGGCAGGCACCACCAUGGCAAUGUCAGCAGGUACCCUGCUGACUACACCCCAGCACACGGCGAUUGGGGCACACCCUGUCUCCAUGCCAACAUAUAGGGCCCAGGGAACUCCUGCGUACAGCUACGUGCCCCCACACUGGUAAAGCCUGCAGCCCAUCCAAAUCUGGAGUCACACAUUGUAUGCAACUACUCAAGUCUUACACCGGUGCUGGAGCAGUUCCCUAGCAGCACCACCUCUAUUUGCAAGAGACAACGGAAGUGCAAGGGUCACUUUAUGCAUCUUUAAUGGUUUUGAUUUUUAUUUUUGGUUUUUGUAAAAGCUGCUUUUUCUAAUCUCCUGCCUCUCCCCGACUGUCCCCCUCUUAGCCGCUGCCCUUCCAGCUCCACCCACUUCCUCCUACCUGACCAGGCCAUGUCCUCUCUGCUCUUCCCUAAGUGUCCUGUCCCUGGGGAUCCCAGUCUAGAGGCAAGCAGAGAGUAGGGUUUAUUGCAAUGGUUCAUCUGAAGGCUGGAUUCCAUUUGAAGAGCAUAAACAGAUGUGGUCCAGGGUAGGAACUCAGAGCUGUUGAGCAGGCUACAUCUCUGGGGGAGUGUUCUGGUUGUUUUUCUUAAGCAAGAUUAGUUCAGGACAUUCCCAUGUCCUGGACACAAAUGAAAUGUCUCCUGAGAACCAUUGCAACAGACCAAGAACAAAACCACCUGAGUAUGUAGGAAUGUUAUUAGCCCCUUAAUACCCCAGGCCAAGAACCUGGGGAAAAAAGUCUUUAGAAUUUGGGGGAGGGUGGGGGAGGGAGGGCAUUGUGGGGAAGGAGAAGGGAGAGGGGAGAAGGGAGCAGUGUUUGCCUCAUGGCUUUGGUUUGAAAGGUCUCUGGUCAAAGCAUCUGGCCCUGGACCUUCUGAUUUGCACAGUGACGUUAACUGACCUGGCACUUCCUCAAAAGGUGAUUUUGACCUUAGACCUGCCAAGCGGCUGCAGGGUGGUGGGAUCCCAGCAUCCCGAGCGAGGCCUUGGAAGGCCAGAUGCCCUGUGUCAUCCAGACUUCAGCCUCUGAGCUGUCAUGGACCCACUCUGAUGAGGAGCUUCCUCCUGACUGGAGUGGGAACCUAGGGCAUUUCUCUCCCUUUCCUUUUGCCCUUCCCAGUGCCAGGACUCACCUGUCUGACUGUAGAGCUUGCAGGCAGGCCAAGCCCUUGGUUACCUGUGCCAUUCAUGGCCCAAGUGAAGGAACCAUAUUCCAGGUGGGUGCUGGCAGUUCUGAAGGUCAGGAUAGUGAAGGAAAAGCAAUAGCAAUAAACAUUUCAUAGACUCAUGGAACUGAAGGGACCUUAGCAAUCAUCUCAUCCAUUCCCCUAUUUGGCAGAUGAGGAAACUGAGGCCCAGAGAAGAGGAAAGGACUGCCCUGGACCUUACAGUAAAUUAGCAUUAAAUGCAGCCUUCCUACCUAGUGGGCACCUUGCCUACAAAAAUGUACCUAGGGACAGAUUGGCUUGGUUUUGUAAAAAUUAAGUCGGCAGCGCCCAUACCUGGUGAGUCUGGAACGGUCUCUGGGCUCCUGUUUCUGCCCUUUUCCUCCAUGGACUCCAAAGGCGGGGGUUGAAGACUGGCCAGAAGCUACAUGGGGGCAGAUGGCAGGAACAGAAAUGGCAAAUGAAGAAAUAGCAUUUGGAAAUUCUAUGAAGACAUCUGGAACUUUCAUCCUGUACCUGACUCCACCUCCAGGAGAAGGAGCAGGUGGGCUGGCUGAAAAGGAGAGGCCAUGCUUUUAGGACAGCAGCCCCUCAUCCCGAGAGGAGAGGAAGAGGAGGAAGAGACUGGGAGUCAUCAGGAGAGGAGGACGAGGAUGAGGCCCAGGAGACAGGCUCAUCUGGGAGAAGAGGGACCCCUGGGACCAGGAGGUCCCUGCUAGUCUCAGCCAGGAGCCUGGAUUGCCCAGCAGCAGCCUCUGGCACCCAGCGCUUGGCUGGGCCAGCAGCUCCUCUGGGGGUGGGGCACAAACAUUUUACUGUACAAAAUGGGAUCAUUGACAACAUUUGGGACUUUAAAAAACUGCUUUCAUUUUAAAUUCACGCAAACUUGGACAUACCCUUACCCCUACCCCCCAUGUCUCCCUAAGGGAAGGAAAAAUCAGGAAACCUUUGGGUUGGAAGGAGCUCAGAAGCUGUCUAGCCAUUCCCAGGAGGGUAAAACCCAUCAGCAUCCUUGGUCUAGAGCCAGGAGUUUGGGGGGCCCACCUUCCUGGGCUUCCAAGGAACUUUAGGACCAGUGAGAAAAAAUUCAGCUUUUCUAAAUUGUCUGUUCUAGGGUGCUGAUGAGGUUUCACUUUAAAACAACAGAAAGUUUUCCGGUGUUAAUUCACUUUUUGCAAAUACCUCCUCCCACCCUCUUUGGUUUUGUAAAGGUGGGUAAAGGUUGUUCUGGAUUAUGUCAUACGUGUUUGAAAAAUGCCAAAAUAAUAAUAAUGAUAAUGAUGAUGAUAAUAAUAGAAACAUUUGGAUUUGUCAGGUGCAUCACAGAGUUCAAAGCACUUCACAGCCUUUCAUGUACUCGCCCUGAGAGGGAUGGGGUCACAAUUAUUACAGUCAAUUGACAAAUGAGGAAACAGGUUAUGGAAGGGAACAGGCCCACAGUGAACAGCAUGCUGGUAUCUGCCAGGCUUCCCAGAACCCAGAACCCUGCUGCCUCCAUGUGGGCUGGGGUGGAACCACAGAGAGGAGAAAGGAAGAAGAGGAGACCAGCCACCAGUAAGUAAAACUAACAGCUGGACCUCAGAGUUCACAGAGCAGUUGAACAUAAAUUAUCUGGUUUAACCCGAUGAAACAGAGGUUAUUUCUCCUAUUUGAUCCAUAAGGAAAUCAAGGCUUGGAAAAGUCAAGUGACUUGCUAAUAAGUGACAGAGCCACUUGAAUCCCAGGCUGUCUGCUCUCUCGUUCCCCUCCAUCUGAUCCCCACACAGGCUCACAUACUGAAGCAUUUGUGCUCUGUGCCCUAUCUUAGCCCCUACUAUGUAGUUCAAGAGCAAAGGAAGGCCCCAAGGUGAAAAUAGGGCACUGAAAGGCUGUGGUUUGGAGGAGCCCAGGUCCAGCACCCCCUUUUCAGUAUGAGCCCCAGUUCAGCCGGCCUCAGCCUCUUGCUAUGAUGGAGAUCCACAAGCCUGGCCAAGCUUGGGGAGUCACUGCAAAAGGACUGAGCCCAGGAGAGCGGGGGCAGUCGUGUGCCUCUGGUAGGAAGGGCACAGUUACUGGUAAGGACACAGAGAUUUAGUGGGAAAUACCAUAGGUAUCCUCCAAAGAUUCUAGAUGGCACGGUGGCCAAGCUAGAUAAAAAGUCAGAGCUCGAAGGGCCCUCUCAUUGAAGGCAGGCAAGCAAGAGAGGACAAGGGAUGUGGCCGCCGACAAUAAGCUACAGUACUGGCCCCAGAAUGCAAACCCCUCCCUCUCCUCACGCCACUGCCUCUCCGCAGGUGUGACACCUGUGGCCGGGAUCGGGGUCCAGAUGGUUCCAGUCACCAGCCAACCCUUUUGAAUUCCUCUACUUCUUCUACCUGACCCCCCCUCCUCACUGGCCUGGGGCCGAGGAAGUUUGAGUCUGGGAGCUGGAUUGCCUGCAAAUAGUGAAAGCCUGAAACAUAAUGGUUUGCCGUGUUUUGAAAAAAAUGCAUAUUUAAUUUCUUCCUCAUGAGAUAGGAGUUGCUGUUCUUUCUUACCUGGUAAUGACUCUAAAAUGUAUAUCCCCUUUCCUGAAUAUCUAGCAGGGACACACACACCUGUCUAGAGCUUUUUUGGUAUGCAAAGUACUUUGACAUUGGUUGCGAAAGUCCUCCAUUUUAUAGGCAAAAAAACUAAGGCUCAGGAGGCUUGACACUUGCUAAAAGGUCACACAGCUUGUAAGUGAUUCUUCAAAUCCUCUGCUCUUUCUGCUGCCACCUGCUGGGCCUCUUGGCAAGCAUGAAGGGAGGGGCUCACUGUACUUCAGAGAGCUGGGAAGCCCAGUCCUCUGAGCUGAGCAUAUUUGUAUGAACUGCUUUGGGCCAGGACCUGUAAUGAGCCCUGGGGAGAGACCCAGAGACACAUCUAGCUGGCAGCACAAGGAGGAUGAGAAUUUGCAACUAAAGGCCUCACUUGGACAAAACACUUUGGGGUCACAAUGCCCAGGACUGAAGACAUGUUCAAGGACAGCACGAGGCAUCUUUCUGUUGGGAGACCCAUGUCCUUGGUAAGCAUGCACACCUGGCUUCCUAUCCCCUGAGAGCCUGCCCACUGUCCAGAUCCAGUGAGUUGGUACACCACCAGGAUCUGGUGGUGCAGCCUUGGCCAAAAGCAUACAGACUGACGUCUCUGGGCUUGCUUUUCCCAUGGGUGAGGACCAGAACCAGACUCUGAGCAUCCUUACACCUGGCCACCCAGAUUGUUCCAAAUUUGAGGUACCCCGUUCCCAGAGAUCUUGGCGGGCUUACUUUGUUCUGAUGGCCUUCAGAAAGGAAUCACAUGAAGUAUAAAAGGACAGGCCCCUUGGUCAAGUUUUGGCUCCUCAUACGGAUAGGACUCAUCCAGGAUUCCAGUGAGGCACUGGCUAAGCUUCCAUAUCAAAUUCCUCAGCUUUGUUCUGUGCCCAGAGUGAACUUUCUCUUCUAUAUCACCAUCUGUAUCAGAAUCCCUCCUCAACUGCAGUUAAGUGAAAAUACAUGGAAGUCUGCUUUUCUAUCCUGUAUUCUCCCACAUCACUACUGGCUGUGCAGCCUCUGCUGCUUGCCAAGUUUGGGAAUCCGGAGACAGGCAGUAGCAGAGUGGGCCAGUGGACCCACCCGCAGAGCUGAAGAAACACGCCACACUAACUGAUGGGAUUCCACACCAGAGCCUCUGCGUGCAGGCAGGCAUGCCAGGUGGGCUGCAGGGUUUGUCCUUUACUUACCCAUCUGCCCCUCUCCUAGAAAACUUGUUUCUGAAAUUAGGCAUUCUAUGGUUCCAGGGCCCAGACUUGGGUCCCAGUCCUUCAGUUUCUCCAGUGGAUAUAUGCUGUGGUGCAUGCUGUUAAGUCCAACCCAAAGGCCAAGCGAGGCACACAGGAAUUGGGACUGGCUGCCACAAAGCUAGAAAGGGACAAGACAACACUUUCUUGCCUGUGGCCACAUGGAUAGUCCCUGGAUAUUCCUGCUGUGGUAGUGAGGUCCUCUACCCCAUUCCAGCCACUGAUAGCGGGAGGAUUUCCCUUCCUGAGGAGAACAGAUGUAACAGCUUUGCAGAUAAGUACCAGCCCACAGGACUCAAAUGGGUGAAAUCCACUUUGGGCCUGACCCCAGCAAGACCAGCCAUCUCCAGGCCCCAGCCUUUCUUCUCAGGCCUAAGAGUCAGGGAAAGAGGGGGGACUGUCCCAGAGACCUUCUCCUUGGGUCAGCCAGAUAGUCUGGAUCUGUGCCGUGACUCAAGCUCCUCCUUACCCAGGGGGAGGUAAGGCCAGGCCUCUGGCAACUUGGAGUUGUCUGUAAUAAUCUUGAAAGGCCCAAGGGCCUGUCCCCAUCCUGACUUCAAGGCAUCUCCUUCCCUGUUUCAUACCACAUGACAGAGAAACCUGUUCUCAUGGCAUGUAACAUCCCUGUGAAGACAGCGUUGUAUAUGAUUUUGUAUUUUUUAAUUCAUUUUAAUCUACAGGUUGGAAUCUAAUUUUUAAAUUUUAUUGGAACUCACAUUUUAAAAAGAAAUAAAAACAUUUAAAAUAACAAUAAUAAUAAUAAUAAACCUUUGACCGGUGUCUUCCAAGUAGUUUGAUCAAAGAAUUUAUAGGUGUUUUCAAAACAGUCCAGAGUGUAAAGAUUGGAAAGCCCCAUGGCCUCACUUGUGUGUAUGAAGUGUAAAUCUGGUUUUGUUUUGUUGUUUUGGAUUCUUUUGGGUUUUUGUUUUGUUUUGAAGAUCAGACAGUGAUCACUCUGAAAGACUGAAGCCAAGAAUUUGUAACUAUGAUAUUUACUGUAAGCUGUAGAACACUCAAUAACUAUUAAAAAAAAAAAGUUUCCCCCCCAAAAAAAA
Messenger RNA from Piliocolobus tephrosceles (Ugandan red Colobus), 7132 nucleotides. RefSeq names its product family with sequence similarity 168 member A (gene FAM168A). Bases 547 to 1254 code for a protein of 235 amino acids. NCBI's taxonomy places the organism in Eukaryota, Metazoa, Chordata, Mammalia, Primates, Cercopithecidae. The transcript is spliced from 8 exons. The record is from RefSeq and is a predicted model, not a curated record.